Molecule: messenger RNA, 1212 nt
Organism: Vitis riparia (riverbank grape)
Lineage: Eukaryota; Viridiplantae; Streptophyta; Magnoliopsida; Vitales; Vitaceae
Product: transcription factor MYB1R1-like
Exons: 3
Coding region: 5-976 (323 amino acids)
Biological process (GO): response to gibberellin; response to auxin; response to ethylene
Molecular function (GO): DNA binding; zinc ion binding
Source: RefSeq, a predicted model, not a curated record
UUAGAUGCGGCCGCUCUGCUUCUUUUUUCUUCGGAGUCUCCGACGUUGCUCCGGCGACAUGUCUCGCUGCUGUUCUCAGUGUGGUCAUAAUGGUCAUAAUUCUCGCACGUGUGCGGAGUCCGGUGGCGGUGGCGGUGGUGGUGAUGGUGGUUCCGAAGGGAUCAUGCUGUUUGGAGUGAGAGUCACUGUGGAUUCGAUGCGUAAGAGCGUCAGUUUGAACAAUCUGUCGCAGUAUGAGCAGCCUCACGAGUCUUCCAACGCCGAUGCCACCCCCGCCACUGGAUACGUUUCCGCCGACGAUGUGGCUCACCACUCCUCAGGGAAUCGCGAGCGCAAGCGAGGUGUCCCAUGGACCGAAGAAGAACACAAGCUUUUCCUGGUUGGAUUGCAGAAAGUUGGAAAAGGAGACUGGCGAGGAAUCUCCAGGAAUUUCGUGAAAACUCGAACUCCAACACAGGUCGCAAGUCAUGCUCAGAAGUACUUUCUCCGCAGAAACAAUCUCAAUCGACGACGCCGCAGAUCUAGCCUCUUCGACAUCACCACCGAAUCGGUCACGGCAGUUCCAAUGGAAGAAGAGCAAGUACUUCACCAUCAAGAGAACACAUCUCAAUCGCAGCAGUCUCCUAAGACUUUUUCCGAGACCGGCAGUGGCGGUGGAUUUCCGGUUGUGCCAGCUUUUCCAAUGCCGAUAAAUCCGGUGGUUGUACCAGUUCCGAUUCAGAAUCCAAUGGAAAACCUAACUCUAGGACAAAAUGAUGUUAAUACAAGGCUGGUCCGUCCGAUUCCCGUUCUUCCUAUUCCUCCCGAGUCAACGGAUCUCAACUUGAAUCUGAAGUCCCCAGUAGAUCCAUCCCCCUUGUCACUGAAGCUCUCCCUGUCAUCCAAUCAGAAUCACCCAAAUCAACCAUCUAGGCACUCCGCUUUUCAGGCUAUGUCAAGCUUCAACAACGGUGAUAGCAUCAUAAGCGUUGCUUGAGAAAAACCGUUGAUGAAUGGCUAUGGAUAAUUAGAGCGAUCAGGUUAGGGAAAAUUAGGUGACUAUGUGUCUCUAGUAUUUUCCUUUGUUUGUACAGGACCAGUCUUGCUGCUUGCAAUUUUUUUUUUCUUAUGCUCUUGUAUUAGGUCCUUGUUUAUUUCCCUUCUUUUCUCUCUAGUUGUAUAAACUCAAAACAAUACAAGUGCUGUUUCAUUGCUGAUAUUGGUGUUUGGUCC